AGUCGUUGUUGUUAAAAGCAGGUCCUCUGUCGUCUGUGCCUCUGUCGUCCCAUAUCAAAAUCACAGCUCGCCAUGUCUUCGUUGCCAGAAGCCUCCGACGCGAACGGCCUCCUGCAGCCGGGGCAAAUUAUUCGGCCUAUGCUGAAGAAGACGGAGGUGCCGGCGCUCGUCGCCAAGCUGUACGGUCUCACGGUCGUCUCCGUCAAGGAACUUAAUAGUUAUGAUGAUAAAAAUUAUCUCAUACAGGUUCAGCCCAAGAUCGACAACCCCCACAUGACCGACCUCUGCCCUCAUGGCUAUGUUGUCAAAGUCACGAAUUCCUUAGACAGCAAGAACACACAGCUCAUGGCGGCCCAGAACGACAUGAUGCUGUUCUUGCACGCCCGGGGUAUCAACGUCCCUAAACCCGAGAAGAAUGUUCAUGGGACGUACAUGAUGAGAGAGAGAAUUGAAGUUGAUGUGGACGAUUUCGUGCAGAAUAAUGCUGACGAACGCCCCAGCGGAGAGCACAUGGUAAGAAUGCUGACCUUUGUGCCCGGUAAGAUCCUACAUCAGGUCAAGUACACGUCGCAGCUUUUCUACGAAUGCGGGGAACUCGCUGCCAAGAUGGACAAUGAACUGAUGGAUUUCAAGAACGACUUUCUUAAAAACCGGAAGCUGAUUUGGAUGCUGCAGAACACGCCGGAUCUCACCAAGUUCAUCUUCGCGGUCAGGGAUGCCAGUCGACACGAGAUGAUACGGGAGAUCUUGGAAGCUUGGAAUCAAAGAGUUGUGCCUCUCCUGCCUACCUUGGAUAGAGGCAUGAUCCACGGUGAUUUUAACGAACAAAACAUCAUCGUUGACUCCGCCCCCGAAGUCCCGGAUGACUAUCACGUGACCGCCAUCAUCGACUUCGGAGACAUCCAGGAGUCGUGUUAUGUCUUCGAAGUCGCCAUCACUAUUAUGUACCUGAUGAUCGAGGUGGACGAGAUGCCCCCCAAUGACGCUGGCGGGCACGUUUUGGCGGGGUAUUUGAAGCACAGGACACUGUCGGAAGCGGAGUGGGGCGUGUUGAGGGAAUGCGUAGCCGCCCGCUUCGCCCAGAGCCUCGUGAUGGGCGCCUACAGCUACGAGCAAGACCCCGGUAACGAGUACCUCCUGACGACGGCGCGCAGGGGCUGGGACGUUUUGGCUACUUUCUGGUCGGCGCCGAAGGAGGAGGUCUUGGAACGCUGGAGGCAGAUCAUCCGCUCGUACGAGAAAUAGGGCGGGCGGGGAGGGAGGCGCAGGCGUGGCUUCUGUGUGUGGGUGUGGGUGUGAAUGACGUGCAUAUUCUCGCGCGCGCACAGAAGCACAGGUGCGAUCGCCAAGGCACGCGCACACAGACACGAAUACGAACGCGCACAUGUAUUCACGCAGAAACAAACACGGACAUAGACAUAAACACCGCCACAGCUACAGUUACAGACACAGCCACAGAUACAGACACAGACACAGACA
Molecule: messenger RNA, 1479 nt
Organism: Penaeus indicus
Lineage: Eukaryota; Metazoa; Arthropoda; Malacostraca; Decapoda; Penaeidae
Product: hydroxylysine kinase-like
Exons: 7
Coding region: 73-1245 (390 amino acids)
Molecular function (GO): amino acid kinase activity
Source: RefSeq, a predicted model, not a curated record